This is a messenger RNA of Sinocyclocheilus grahami, 1436 nucleotides long. Its product is annotated as activator of 90 kDa heat shock protein ATPase homolog 1-like. The coding region runs from base 191 to 1369 and encodes 392 amino acids. The record is from RefSeq and is a predicted model, not a curated record. The transcript has 9 exons. Gene Ontology annotation, cellular component: cytosol. Gene Ontology annotation, biological process: positive regulation of ATP-dependent activity; protein folding. Lineage: Eukaryota; Metazoa; Chordata; Actinopteri; Cypriniformes; Cyprinidae. Gene Ontology annotation, molecular function: ATPase activator activity; protein-folding chaperone binding.
UUCUGGGACUUUCUAUGGGGGCUUAAUAAAGGUCUAGGAGGACAGCUGCCGGCUAGUUAAGCGGACAACUAACCUCUCGACUGCUCCUUGACUAUUCCUCCCUGCCUCCUUCGGAUUUCCUUAAGAGAUUUGUUUUGUGCGUCUUAUAUAGGCAUACUCGUUCGGUCCUUCACUGGUCCUGUAUAAGCUCAUGAAUAUUUAUGCUACCAUCGACGCAGCAAAUCAGCUGGGCUCCUUCUGCAUACGUUUAUUGUGUAAUUCACGAAUUUACAUCUGUCAAUCCCUACGGUACUAUCCGGCAUCCGCAGUUUAUCGGAACAUCUCAAUUCCUUUAAAUCACCUAAAUUCUGUCAUGGCCAAAUGGGGAGAGGGAGACCCGCGCUGGAUUGUGGAAGAAAGAGCAGAUGCGACAAAUGUCAAUAACUGGCACUGGACAGAGAGAGAUGUCACAAGCUGGUCUCAAGAUGCAAUAAAUAGCCUCCUUCUUGGGCUUCGUGUAGAGGGUGAAGAAGGCUCAUGCGAGAUCACAGACGUCAGCAAUAUAGAUGGAGAGGCCUCUAUCAACAACCGCAAAGGGAAACUCAUCUACUUCUAUGAGUGGGUUGUUAAAGCCUCAUGGACUGGUACAAAUAAAAUGGGAAUCAAAUAUAAAGGCACUGUGGAAAUACCAAAUCUCUCUGAUGAAAAUGACAUGGAUGACUUAGAUAUUUGUGCUAGACUUUGUAAAGACCAGCCAAACACACUUCUGACUGACCUCAUGAGAAAGGAGGGAGUCAAGAAAAUCAGAAUGGCACUGGGCAACUAUGUCAAACAUCUCAAAACAGCGUUCUCUCAGGGUAUGAUUUUACCAACAGAAAACGCAUUCAACAAACAGAAUCAGGAGACACAAGCCAAGGUCAAACUAGACAAAACCCAAAUUGGAUCCUCCACAACAAAAAAUGCUCCCAACACUGGAGUUAAAAUUUCAACAGUAUCUUUGACUAUGAAAGACACCUUUCUUACCUCACCAGAAGAGUUGUACAGGGUUUUCCUAAACCAAGAGAUGGUACAAGCAUUUACACACCUUGCUGCCUUUGUGGAUGGGUGCUCAGGUGGCAAAUUCCGGCUGCUGGAAGGAAAUGUUCAUGGGCAGUUUGCAGAACUGAUUCCAGACCAGAAAAUUGUCAUGAAAUGGAGGUUUUCAAGUUGGCCAACUGGACACGCAGCAACUGUCAUUUUAGACUUCAUAAAUCAAGGUAGUGAGACAGAGCUGCUUCUGGAGGCCAGAGGAGUUCCCAGCAAUGAGGAGGAAAGAAUGAAAGUGGGCUGGCAGAGAUACUACUUUGAUGCCAUUAAACAGACGUUUGGUUAUGGAGCACGACUCUGUUAAGCCAAAGCUCAUGUUGUGCCAUGCCAGAAACUCAUGACAUAAUACAAAUAGAUUAAAAAAAAAAACA